Messenger RNA from Cyclospora cayetanensis, 1848 nucleotides. RefSeq lists its product as uncharacterized. NCBI's taxonomy places the organism in Eukaryota, Apicomplexa, Conoidasida, Eucoccidiorida, Eimeriidae. The transcript is spliced from 9 exons. The record is from RefSeq and is a predicted model, not a curated record. The coding region runs from base 1 to 1848 and encodes 615 amino acids.
AUGCUGGACAAUGGAAGCAUUGAGCUACCAUAUACAUUUUUGAAUAGGAGUAAAGCAGAGUCCUAUUUUCAGGACAAUGCCUUCUCACUGCUUGAUAAUUCCUCUCAUGCGCUUGGUUCUGAGCCGUCUUCUGACAAGGUCUCGGUAGGCGCACUUGAACGCUCGCCACUCUCCUUUCCACAGAAGUCAAAGAUCACAGAAGGCAGCGCUGCAGGUGCUGACGUCUUCGGUGGGAGCCUUAGUCCCGCUAGCCCCCAAACCUUUCCAUUACCCUUGACUGACGGUCUACAGAGGGAGGCGCCAAAGCCUUCAGACAAUGAAUUUAAGGAGGAGGUUGUCGGAGUGCUGACCCCUGCCCAUUAUGCCACUUAUCUUCAUUGGGAUAUUAGUCAGAAGCUUCGCAUGAACCCGGGGGUUACACCCAUCAUUCGCGCCCGCUGGCACACUGGUGAACAAUUCGUGGCCGCUGCGGCAUCCCUACGAGAUGACAGCGCACCUGUGCCAAGCCAAAAAUCAGUCUUUUUCUCAUCUGAGGGCAGUUUGGCGCUGAUCCCCGCGACUCAGGAGUCUCAAACAGACAGCAACGGGCGGCUCCUGCCAUAUCCUUUUUUUCUACCGACACCCCUUCAGCUUCUUCAGGGUGCUUUUGGAAAGGCAUACGCCGUUAAGGAGCUUGGAAAUUUCGAUACAUCCGUGUCUGCCCCUGCAUAUGGGGACAAUGAAGCCAACGAUAAGCAGCCUGGGGACGCAAAGACUGCCUCCUUCCCAGAGCAGGAAUUCCCCGCUGAACGAAGUAACUCCCGUAGGGACACCAGUACGUUUCUGCGGUGGGUCCCUUUUGGACUCACGCGAAAAUACUCAGGAAUUGGAAAUGCACACCUCGAAGGCUCCCUUGAGCGGCCGCCGCCGGAGGAGGACACCAUGGUGGAGGUUGCUAAGCGAGACAAUGAAGAGCUAUUUAUAGAAGCCCUUUCCAGGGAGUUACCAAACCGAUGGCUUGAGGCCCCAGAUGGGAGAAGACUCGUCAUUAUCUUGAAUGACCAGAUCAUGGAGUGCAGGAAUCUACUGCAUCUUGCCAAGAGCGCCGCGAAUGACGGUACACCAGUCUUCAUGGAGUAUUCGGAAGGUAUGGAUCUGCGGAAACUGCUGUUGCGGUUGAAAGACGAGAGCAUUGGAGACAGGAAGAUAGCCUUCGUUGUCUUCGCACUGGGAAGCUCAGAGCUGGUCCCUUUGAACCGGGCCUUCUUAGAUCGGGCAGUCUUGCGAGUCCCCAAGGCAGCAGAUAUCAAAGCUUUUUUAAAUCGAAAAGAGGAAGAGGCAGGUGCUGCUCUGGCGGCGGAGAUAGAAGAGGAAGAAGAGUGGCGUCGCCACAUGCAUAAACACAAGGAGCAUCUUAAAGAGAUCGAGGUAGAAGCAAAGGAGCAACAAGAACUCAAAGUCGAACUGGGCAUGAAGACAAGACAGCAAGCAAGCCCGACAAGCGGUAGAAGAUCAGAAGAAGAAUCCGAGCAGCGACCGCAGCAGCAGGAUCCACCAAUAUUGGUUUUAAACCCUUUCGAGGAAUAUGUGCUGCGUUUUAAUUACACUGAAGUCGGCGAUAUACGUAGCUACGCAGCGACGCUCGCCACGUCUCUCAGAAAUGAGCCCUUAGAAGUGACUAUUGGGGGUAUCUCGCACAGAGUUGCAAUAGUAAUACUCUCGGAGCCUUUCGAGGCGGAAUUGGAGCCCAGCCAGACUUGGUUGCGUCUUCAUCGUUUUGUUCACAUGGCGAUCGCCAUCUCAAUGAUUGUCGGCCUUUUGUGCUGCCUUUGCAUGUGGCGCCUGAUGCUGCUACUCAAACAGCGCUAG